Culex quinquefasciatus (southern house mosquito) is the source of this 1662-nucleotide messenger RNA. RefSeq lists its product as uncharacterized. The transcript is spliced from 2 exons. NCBI's taxonomy places the organism in Eukaryota, Metazoa, Arthropoda, Insecta, Diptera, Culicidae. Bases 29 to 1636 code for a protein of 535 amino acids. Gene Ontology annotation, molecular function: protein binding. The record is from RefSeq and is a predicted model, not a curated record.
GAUAAAGCUUAAGCUGUCUGCACUGAAAAUGAAGCUGCACUCCAGUUUAACUUGGCUCUUAUUAAUCGAACACCUUAUAGUUUGCAACGCAUGGAAAUCUUGGAUUGCAAAAAAAAAUAUUAUAGUCAUUGAAAUGGAACAGGAAACUGACCCAGUUUUUCCAUCUGAUUUGAAUUAUACUGGUUAUAAAUACAUUGAGUUAAAAACCCCUAAACUCAACGUGCUGACGACGGAAAUGCAAUCAACGAUCUCUACUAUGGAAAACUUUACGGCGUUACAUGGAUGGAUUAAUAGUGUGCAUUUGAUGGCGCACUUCAGUUCGUUGAAAAUUUACAAUUGUAGCACAAGUGAAGUUGUUAUCAAUCCAAACAGGACAUACAAAAUGGAACACUUGUCGAUCGUGUACGGUAAUUUGGCAAAACUUCCCAAACAUUUGAAUGUGUUGAAGAAUUUGGAGAAGCUUUACCUCCACGAUAAUAAAAUCGAGUUCGUUGAAAUGGCAGAGUUCAAUGGUUUGAAUAAACUCAAGCGGCUUGCCUUGCAAAGAAAUAAGGUUGUCGAGAUCAGAGCAACGCUACAGAAUCCAGCGAUUCUUCCCAAGUUGGAGAUAUUUUCUGGUCAUGAAAACCGUCUAGUCGAUGUUAGUUUUGAACAUUGGAAUACAACGUCUUUAGGAGAAAUUUGGCUGCGUGAUAAUCAACUGCAGAUUGCACUCUCAUUUCCCAGUGCAUUUCCUGCAUUAAAGAAUGUUCAUAUUUAUAACAAUCCGUUCAACUGCCAAUGGCUUACAUCUACUAUGAAAGAACUCAAAGCUCGUAGCAAUGUAACCAUUUACAGUGAAAGUGAAACCAGUUGCGACAAAAAUGGACCCCCGCACGAUGAGCUUGUUCGCAGGGUAAAGCUAAAGGAAACUUUCGCAACAAAACCUUUUCGCAUUUGGAUGACGCACUUGGAUGCCAUCAAUCAAAAUGUUACAGCAAAUAUCGAACUAAUGCAAAAGCAAAAUGUAUCACUCCAUAACAGCUAUAGUGAAAUGCAAGUCAAAUUUGGUCAUUUAUCAGCAAAUAUAGAAAAUUUUCAAAAGGAAGUAAAACACAAGUUUAUGCAAAUAACUAAAGAGUCCAACACCUACGAACAACAAAUGAAUACUUCCUUAAAAAAUCUGGAAAUAUCGAUGAAAUUCGAAAUUCAUAACAUCACAAAGGCAACAAAUUCAGAAGGCAUCAAAAGUAUAAAUUUACUAAAAAUAAAGGAUCAGGAGCUAGAAGCACAAAUAAAGGCAUUUCUUGCAAAAGCAGAAGAUCUUCAAACAGAGUUAAAAAGUUUAUAUCUACACCAAGAGCAAGAAUCGGCGAAACUGAGACAAGAAAUGGCAACACUGGAAAAUGAGAGAAAGGCAGAUCAUCAGCAAUUUAAACAAAUGUUUGAAGAGUUACAACACCAAAUGAACGCAUCCUCAAUCGAGCUUGAAGACACAGCUUAUGGUGGAAUUUUCAAACUGGAACGAUAUUCGGCGAUUUUUGUAAUUAUCGGCAUUUUCGGUUUCUUAUAUCUGUUUCUUAUAUAUGGCGAUUAUAGUAAAACGCCGAAAUCCAACCGGAGAGAGAGAAACUUUCAAGAACAAAGUUCCAAUUGAGUCUUUUAUGGAUGAUCCCCAGCAAC